AGUUUGAUUGCAUAUUUUCGAUUUAGUUGCGUUCAGCGUUCAAAAGUGGCGUGUACACCGUGUGCGUUGCGGCGAAAAGAAAAAUUCGGAAAGUGAAAUUUACAAGGAAACUAAUUUCGUUAAACCUUAACACGACACAUUGGUCAAAAGUCGUUUUUUGUAACGAUUUUCAAAAUUGUGCAUAUAUUUUGGAAUUACCAAUCUUAAUUCGAAAUGCGUUAUCAGGACAUUGUGAUCGGCAUUAUUGUCGCCUGCUUGAUGUACUUCAUUUGUGUUGAUGCCAAAACGGUAUUUCGACGUGCAGACAAAAUUUCCCAUCCUUUCCAACGUCUAAAUUUACCACCUGAAGAAAUCGAUCCCAAUGUAGCGCCACUUGAGCCACAACACAUCGAGCCGCUCAAUUCGGAUGACAUUUCCGGUCCAGGCACCGAUGAAUCCACACAAUUUGCCGAUGAGGUAGUCGAUCAGGCUGAUGAAGUAGCAGCAGCCGCUGCAGCAGCGACUAAUGAAGUUGCGAAUGAAGCUACAAACGAGAUAGUAGAUGCGAUCACCACUGCACCUGCGGUUGCUACACCAGCCGUAGCCCCAGCCGCUGCACCAGCCGCCGCGUCCAGCAGUUCGGCUGCCAGCGCAGCUGUGACUGAGGCAACCACUGUACAGAAUCAAGAUGAUCUCAGCCCAAUCAGCAAAUACUGUAAAUGUACCGAUGAUCAUUGCGAUUGCUGCCGGCAAUUCAAUUUGCCAAUAAUACCAGUGCGUGGUCCCGGUUGUGCCAGAAUCACCUAUUUGGGCAAUGAGCGCAUGUCGGUGUCAAUCAAAUAUGGUGAUAUCACAUUGGCGACACGUACCAUUUCAGGCAAGCGCGCUAAGCCUAUCUGCGUAGGUUUACCCGGUGGCUUCUCUAAAUUCUGCGGACGUGUUUAUGGUCUAUCCAGAGCCAAGAAUGACUUUAAGGCUUGCUUGGGAUUCGAACUGCGCGCCGAAGAUGAAGUAGAGGCAGCUUUGCGUGUUUCUUGCUUUAAAUUUGGACCCGAAGGUUUGAGAGUUGCUGAAGCGGAACCAUUACCCGUUGAGGUGAACAAAGAAGAAGAUGAUGAUGACAUUUUCGGUUUCGGAGCUGGUGGCGAUGACGAUGAAGAUGACGAUUAUGAUGAUGAAGCUGAAGAGGCUGAUGAGGAAGACGACGAAACCGAUGAAGAUGAUGAUGCCGAAGAGAACGAUGAUGAUGACACUGAGGCACCUGCCGAUGCUGAUUAUGGUGGUUUUAGCUUAGCCGGUUUACUUGAUGAAUUGGAGGAUGAUGAUGAAGAGAAACCCGUCGCGGCUGUAACACCUGCAGCAGCCAUUGCGCCCGCUUCACGCGUUGCAGAGCGUAAAGAUGAUGCGCAAGGUAAAGAGGACAAUGGUGCUGAAGCGGCGGUAGAAUCCGUUGCCGAAGAUGGUGCUGAGACGCCCGAACCUGCGGCCGCUGAUGCUACCACAGUGAAAUCGAAGAAGAAGUCCAAAAAGGCGCGCAAACAAAAGAAGAAGAAGGCCGCUUCGACGGGUGAAAAUGAUUUCGCUCUAGAAAUUUUGAAUGGCAUACUGGAUUUUUUCAACUGAGCCUGCAAACCGGUCUUGCAGGCAUGUAUGGCAAUAGUGUAAAUACGGUUUAUUGAAGCGCACCCAUCAUCACGGUCGCUAUAAAGUAAAACAAAGUUAGGUUAGGCGAAAAGUAAUUAUUUAUUUAAUUUAUUGUAUGUUAAAGACAUAAUUAUGUAUUUAGUAAGUAAUGCGAUGUAUCCGUAAGUGAAAAUUUGAAAAAGUUAUCGAACGAAUAAAACGAGUUGAAAUUG
Messenger RNA from Zeugodacus cucurbitae (melon fly), 1835 nucleotides. RefSeq lists its product as uncharacterized. Bases 214 to 1602 code for a protein of 462 amino acids. Lineage: Eukaryota; Metazoa; Arthropoda; Insecta; Diptera; Tephritidae. The record is from RefSeq and is a predicted model, not a curated record. The transcript is spliced from 5 exons.